UGCGCACACUGAAUAUAGCCCCUAACGUCACUAUUGUGCGCCAACGCUGAACAUGGCGAACCGUAAAAAGAACCCUAUUAUCUCUUCUCUAGCGGCUUAUGAUGAUGAUGAUGAUUCAGAUCAGGAUUCAAAUCCAGACACAGAUGAUCAAGAAUCUCAUGGUGGAUUGGUGUCGGCUGGUUACGGAGACGACGACGUGAGUCGUGUGGAGGAGGCAGAUGAGAAGCCCUCUGAGAAUGAGGACAGUGAUGACGACAGCACUAGAAAUUCGGAAGAGGAGGAGUCGGACUCAGGGCGGACCCAAGAUGAUGUGAAGGACGUCACAGAAGUAGAGGUUAAAGACCCCAAUGAGCUUGUUGCACAGUUUUCAGAGAAGGUUCGGAACAUGUCUCCUGAUGAGAUCAGAAUUCCUCCUGAACCUCCUGGGCGUUGUUCCAGUCAUCUGCAGGAAAAGAUCUUUAAGCUUUAUGAGCGGAAGCUUCACGGAGACUUUGAUACGAACAGUCAUAUUCAAAAGAAGAAAGAGUUUCGCAAUCCAAGUAUUUAUGAGAAGCUGAUCCAGUUCUGUAGUAUUGACGAACUUGGAACCAAUUAUCCAAAAGACAUGUUUGAUCCUCAUGGCUGGUCAGAGGAUUCAUAUUAUGAGGCACUAGCCAAAGCUCAGAAAGUGGAGAUGGACAAGCUGGAAAAAGCCAAAAAGGAAAAGACCAAGAUUGAGUUUGUGACGGGCACCAAAAAAGGGACCACUACUAAUGCAGCAGCUAUGGCCACGAACACAACGACUGCCUCUUCCACAGAUGCACAAAAGAGGAAGAGCAAGUGGGACUCAGCAGUACCAGUGACCCUCGCACAACCCGCCCUCCUCACCACCACUGCCACCCUCCCUGGAGUCGUCUCUGUGACCACGACAGCCAGCGGCACCAAGACCACAGUCAUCUCUGCAGUGGGAACCAUUCUCAAAAAAGCUAAGCAAUGACAUGAAACAAGACAGGGGAUUUCAGUUCAGGUUGCCAGAUUGAUAGCGAAUGGCAGUGCCACAUGUGAACAUAACAAGGUCUGAUGUUUUUACUUGAGCAGCAGUUGGUUUUAACUGUCUGGCAACUGGACUAGAUGGUGUUUAUCUUAUUUUCAGAAAGUUAAAAAUUCUGGAUAUAGCUUUAUAACGACAAUUAUAUCAGACAUCUUCGUGUUCGGUUUUGACUAGCUGUUUCGGAUGCAUUCAUCUGGUGGUUAAUUCUCUCUUGUCUUUGUCCAGAUGUUUUCCGUGAUUCUUGUAUGUAAAAACAAUCCUGCAGAUGUCAUACAUGUCUAUUGCAUUCAUGUCAUUUCAUGUCGAACAUAUGAAUACUGAAACUUGCAGUAAUUUAUUGCUUAUCAGCAAAUUCAAAUUUUCUUUUUCUUUUCAAUAAUCAUUCAAUGUUUGAUGCCCAGUUAGGUCUGUCUGCUAUCUGUGUUUUCAUUUUUAUGUUUUGGAUAGGUCAUGUCACACAGAGCACCUAUUAAACAUUACCAUAGUAUUCAUUCAGUAUCUUAUUACAACAAUAGCCAAUUAGGGCUAAGCAAGUUCAUUUUUACAGUUUUUCUUUUGUCAUUUCUACUUUUAUUUUGUUUUACCGAUGCAAGUAGGUUUUUUUAAACAUGUAUAUAUUAAAAUGACUCUGGCUUCUCUGUAGCUCAGCAGUGUAAAAAUAAAUGGUUUUUGUAUAA
Molecule: messenger RNA, 1707 nt
Organism: Labeo rohita (rohu)
Lineage: Eukaryota; Metazoa; Chordata; Actinopteri; Cypriniformes; Cyprinidae
Gene: sap30bp
Product: SAP30 binding protein
Exons: 11
Coding region: 53-976 (307 amino acids)
Biological process (GO): regulation of DNA-templated transcription
Cellular component (GO): nucleus
Source: RefSeq, a predicted model, not a curated record